GGAAACCCCGUUCCCAGUCCCUGCAGACUUGCUGCUGCUGUAGAGCCUGGCUUGGGGAGAGAAACCGUGGAAGAGGGUAGAAUACGUAUGACAGAAAAGAAGUAAAGUUAAGACUGAUCAACAUCUGGAAACGGUAAAGAAAGACACCGGACAGGUAUCACCAGCAACUUGGCAACAUCUCUUCUCUCCCCUGGCUCUCCAGUGUGCAAGGACACCACCCAUUACAUCAUAUCUCUGAAGUCACCCAGUGCCUCUGUACCUGAUUGAUCAUCACACCCCUUUACCAUUUUUCACCAGUGCAAAAAUCUACCAUCCACCAGCAGGACAGAAGAAACACAAGUGAUUCUUUUUAAAGCAUUUUGAUCAAAGUGAACCAACCAAAGUUUCUCGUCGAUAUUGUACUCAGCUAGAUAUCCAAGCCUCUGUUUGGUGCAACCGUUCAUCAGCAUUCUUCAAGUAAACAACCAUAGCACCGUUAUGGCCUCCAUCACCCACUCAUCCGAGCCCGACAUCCCAGACAACCACAAAGAGAGCUGGCUGGCACUACUUUCUGCAGCGGAAGCGUAUUGCCAAAAGUCUGGCUGUGACAUGGCGAUACUCACAGCCUGUAAGAAGUUCCGGUCGCUGGCCGGAGAGGGAGAGGGGGUGAGGAAAAAGGAGAGCAGUGCCUUUCCAAAGGAGUGUGAUUUCUCCUACAGCGUGUGGGGGCAAGGCUUCCUGGCCGAGUCGGCGCGUCGCUACAUGGACGACAUCGGCGUGUUGCACUCCAUGACCAUGCUAACAGCCCAAAAGCACACACGCCAAGUGGGGGGUGAUGCAGGGAGCAAGCUGGUGGUUGAUCUAACCACUGACUCUGCACACAGAGGGAGCUUCACAGGAGACGGCGGCGUGACUGGAGUCAGUCCCAACGGCAGAAUGUACUCCCAAAGCUACCCGUCGAUCUACAGCACAGGAGCCGGGACCGGCCAGGGUGCCGGGCAGAACGGGAACGGAGAGAGGGAAAGAGAAAAGAGUGCGCUGGAGGCCGAGAUGGGGAGACAGAGGUCUGCGAUCGUGGACUUGGAAGAGGAGUGUGAGGACGAGGAGGAGGAGGAGGAUAUGGAUGAGAGGAGACCUUAUGGGAAUGAAAGUGCUGGUGUGUUCUCGAUGGAUGAGGACUCUCUGUCCCGAGACUGUGAGCCGUUCUUUGAGUCUGACGGCGAGGAGGAGAGCACUGAUGGCUCUCUGAGUGAGGACGCUCCUCCACCAACGCGCGGCAUGGCCAUGGGUCAGGCUUCGUACUCGUCCCGUCACGCCAAUGCGUUGGCUAUGGCCCGCUCGCUUCCUGUGUCCGUUCCUGUGUGGGGCUGCAGGGGGGGCCGAGCCGCUCCUGGAGACAACAGCAGCGGAGAGCGGCAGGGUUGUGCUGAUCUGGAGCACAUCGCUGCCAGUAUGAAGGCCCUGCUGGCCCCCGGAGCCACAGACGGGACAGAGAUGUUCGGGGCCCUGCCGCGGCCCCGGCUCAACACAGGGGACUUCUCUCUGAAGCACUAAGCAAGUGAGAACGAGAGGGAAGGAGGGAGAGAGUCAGAGAUAGAGGGGAUGUGAAGGUGGAGGGGUGUUGUUUGUGACGGGAGGGGACUGCAGAAUGUGGCGUUCAGUACGUGAAACGGCGUGAAAGCUCGUACCUCCGAUUAUUUCUCACUAACCAAAAUUAACGGCACGUGCUUUGAGAAGUAACGACGAAAAAGAGAUGUUGUUAUAAACACUAAUGACAUUCAAAACACUAGCCCCGCCCCCUCCUCCUCGUCACUACACAUUCACUGAGCUACCUGCUACACAUCCCACAACACUACAUUAGGAUUGGACCUCGUGUGCGUAGUGAGCCGAUCCUCUCGCCAACAAGGACACUAAAACUAACUGACACGGCCAGUUGAAAUGUAACGAGCCCUGGAAGUUAGCCGUUUGGUAAAAUCAACCUGUGAGUUAAUGAACCUGAGAAACAGGCUCAACAGUUAGCUUAACGUUCAACCAGUUUCAGCUGGAUGCUGUUAUCAGACAUGAUACAAGUGUAGCAGUUCAGUCAAUCUUUCAAACAUCAUAUAUAAGAAAAAGAAACCUCUGUGUGUGUAAGGCUUGGAAUAGACCUGGGAGAUGCUUAGCUCAGUUUAGCUUAGCAUAGCAUAGGCUGGAAGCAUUGGAUUAUAGCUAGUCUGGCUCCGUCCAAGUUCAAAACAACAUCCUAAACAUCUUAAAAACAUCUGAUGGGAACACCUCUUUCAUAUUCACAGAAGAGGAUAAGGGCCAAUGGACAAAAAAAUUAAAAAUUUAGGUCAAACAUUUAUUUAAUUAUUAUUAUUAUUAUGGGAAUAAAGUCAGAAUUCUAAGAUUAAAGAAAAAAAUCUGAAUUCAAAGAUUUAAAAAAAAUCUGAAUUCAAAGAUUUUAAAAAAUCUGAAUUCUGAGAUUUAAAAAAAUUUGAAUUCUAAGAUUAAAAAAAAAAAUCUGAAUUCAGAUCAUAGACUGUAUAAAAUAUGGACGUAGUAUCCGUGACGUCACCCAUCUGUUCCUGAGAGCUGUUUUGAAGCAAAUCGACGGCAGCAGCCAUAUUGGUAAUGCAGAACUCAACUAGGCAGAGUGUGACGUAGUGUGAGUCUCUUAGCCAAUGGCUGUGUGUUCCCGACCGGGAGUCACGUCAGUCAUGUCCUUAUUUGGGCAAAACUCAUAAUCUUAAUAUCUUCUGAACCGUCACGUUAGAAAAAAAUUCACCCCCCGUACAGUGUGUGCCAUUAGAGAGAUUAGCGUUUUAGGGCCAAGCCGUUUUUUGAACCAGGCUGUAAACAUGUUUAUUAAUGCUGCAAAGAUCGUCUUUUUCCCAUUCAUAUCUAUGUGGUUUCCGGUGUUUCUGCAGCCAGCCUCAAGAGGAUUUUCGAUGUAUUGCAGUUUAUAUCACUUCCGCAUUGGCUUCAUCGUUUGAGACCGGAGUUUGCCGCUUGAUUCUGAGAUUAAAAAAAAAAUCUGAAUUCUGAGAUUUAAAAAAAAAUCUUAAUUGUAAGAUUUAAAAAAAAGAAUUUUGAGUUUAAAAUCAGAAUUUUGAGAUUACUUUAAUCUCAGAACAAUAAUAAUAAUAAUAAAAAAAAUGUUGACCUUCACUUUUUUAUUUUUUUUCCAGUGGCCCUAAUCCUCUUCUGUACAUAGUAAUAUAAUCUGCAUACACAGAAAAAUAAAUAACACAUGUUUGGCUACAUGUAGCAUUUUGUAGCUUAUUAGCUAAAUGCUACUUGCAUGAAGUGUUGGAAUAACAAGAACACUAGUUGAGCCAACUUCUUGCCUUGUAGUCUUAUCUUUCAAACACCCAGAUUCAGCCAGUUUAACACUCAGAGUGAUGACAAGGAGAGGAAGCUAGCUUCAUAAGAAGUGAUGAUUAUGUUAGCUUCCUGCUAGCAGUGGUUGUUUUCUGCCAUCUGGAGAAGUUCACUCCUCUGUCGAGUUUUACGACUGAUAGGAGAUCAUUAUUGUUAGCUGUGUUCUCCCAGUCUUCAUGCUAAGCUAAAUGCUCCCAGCUCAUGCUCUCAUGGUGUCAUUCAGGGCAGUAGAUGCUAAAGGUUUUUAGCUUCAGGUGAUCUCCUCAGACCACAUGGAUGUUUUCUCUACACUGCUCCCAUCCUCCACCGGGUCAACGAACCACCUCCUCCCAACAACACAAACCAAAACACGUAUCUGUUGGAGGGUCAGAAACCAGAGACGUGGUUGAAUUAACAUGAAGCUUGUGGCUUUUUCAAAAAAUGUGAGCGGAGGACACCAGCACCUCCUCCUAACAUGCCUAUUUGUACUUUUACUUUUUGCCAACAAAAGGCUGACUGAUAGAAUGAUUGUAAAACAAUACUGAGUUCAAGGGGAGGGUGGUUUUUUUUUGUUUGUUGUUUUUUUUUUUUGCUUCAGUGCUCCUUGUAAAAAAAAAAGACUGAAUGAGUGAGAGACUGUGUGAGAGAGAGAAAAAAGAGAUACAUGGGAUGGUUUGAAAGGAAAAAAUGUCGAUCUCUGACAUUUCAAAAAAGCAAUAAGUGUUCUGUUGAGUACUUUUCUGUUUGAAAUAAAGGAGCAACACCAAGGAA
Messenger RNA from Notolabrus celidotus (New Zealand spotty), 4092 nucleotides. It is a transcript of the gene akt1s1, whose product is annotated as AKT1 substrate 1 (proline-rich). Gene Ontology annotation, cellular component: cytoplasm. Bases 478 to 1533 code for a protein of 351 amino acids. Gene Ontology annotation, biological process: negative regulation of TOR signaling; negative regulation of protein kinase activity; neurotrophin TRK receptor signaling pathway. The transcript has 6 exons. NCBI's taxonomy places the organism in Eukaryota, Metazoa, Chordata, Actinopteri, Labriformes, Labridae. The record is from RefSeq and is a predicted model, not a curated record.